AGUGUACGGAGAUGUGACAGGCUGUCCGGCAAAAUGAAGAGGUCUGCAAUGCAGCUCACUUUGAUCACCUUGAUCCUACUCAUCAUCCUGUUUAUGGCAGUAUUCUAUUAUUCUGAUUCCCUCUCUUUAUUACGCAAGAGGCAACAGUACAUUAUGGAUGAGUCUACAACCCCUUCAUUGCAUAGGACUGUUGGUACUGAAGAAGUAAUAAACGUGACCAUUCCUACUACCAAACUACAAGAGUUGACUGAUUCCGCCAUGUUUAAAGAUCAAGGGAUCAAGCUGAAGUGGAUAUCGAUGAGAAUUAACAUGUUGGAUCCUUCGUGGGAUGAAGCAAGACUCAAGCUCUUUUCAAAGUCCCCGGAGCUUUUCUCGCGUCCCAAGAGGAUCCUCCUCUUCCCUGGUCUCCUUUCAGAGUACUCUGGCUAUGAUUUUGCAGCUGGCGCUUUUAAAGGAGGAUACCUAGGAGAACUAACCCAAUGGAGUGACCUCAUUGCUUCACUUCAUCUUCUUGGACAUGAGCUGCACAUAGCAGCAACUGUAGGCGUAUUAAAGAAAAACGAGCCACACAAGAUAUUGUAUGAUCUCCUUUUCACUGAUUAUAUGGGUAUGCUGGGCAUUAGGGACAAUGGGCUGUUGGGGAGGUACAAGUGUAGGAUUAGAGUUUUGGAUUCAUUUGGAACGGAACCAAUUUUUGGCUUUAGAACUGAUAAGUUUCGUGCUGAUCAUGAUGGUGAUUGGUUCAGUGCCUGGAACUUUGAGAGUUUGCAGCAAAUGUGGACCCUUUACCCUCAUACUCCUGACAAUUCUUUCCUUGGCUUUGCUAUGCAGCUGCCCAAGGAAACUCCGCCUCGCUCUAAGAGAAAAUUCCAAUCAGUCUUGUAUGGGAAAUCAGCAUCAUAUUUUAAUGGUCAUGCAAAGUACAUCUCCCUCAUAGCUGAUCAAAGCGAAGUUCAUGCUUCUGUAUCAUCUAUGCCUCCUGGUUUUCCAUCCGUUAAACUUCACGGCUUUAUGAAACAGAAAGACAUGAUUAAGUUAUUACAAGAGUCGAGACUGUUUGUUGGAAUGGGUGCUCCAUAUGAAGGUCCUGGGCCAUUGGAAGCAAUAGCUAAUGGGUGUGCCUUCAUUCAGCCUAAGAUAUCUCCUCCUAUCAAUAAGCAUAACAAUGGUUACUUUCAUGGUAAACCCACUGAUAGACUUUAUACCAGUCAAGUACCUUAUCUUGAGAACUUUGUUGGAGAACCUUACGUAUAUACAGUGAACAUUGAGAAUGAUGAUGAGGUCAGAGCUGCCGUCAAAAAGGCGCUGAAUGCUAACUUUAGCUCUUAUCUUCCGUACGAGUUCUCACAGCAAGGAAUGAUGGACAGGAUUGGUACUUAUGUCUACCAUCAAAACUUUUGUGAGAGCAAGAGUCUAUCGCUCCUCCAGAAAGCUUCAUCCAGUGAGAGUCAGUCGCCAGCCAGUGAUGCUGUAGAUGGUAUUUUGACUGAUAACACUUGCUUUAUGUCAAAAAAAUCCACUGGCACUGCUCAUUGGUGGAAGGUAGAACUUAGCAGUGAAAUGAUAAUAGGGAGAGUCAAAAUCAUGAUAGCAUUUGGUUGGGACUGGGCCCUAAGUAACAAGGUGUGUUCCAAUCCUUAUCGUGUGUCUCUCUUGGACUCAAAAGAGACCUUGAUAAUGUCUCAUGUAUACCACGACUGUAGAAUAGUCUACGAAUGGAAGAGACUAAACAGACUCGCCCAGUUUGUGAAGAUAGAAACAAUAGAUACUAGUAAAGAGUCCCAGCUGGUCCUUUGUUCAGUUGAAGUGUUUCCAUAUGAAGUCUCGCCUUCAGUUCCUUCGUGGCCAAACUCGAAACACCUUCGUACAGUUAUCAGUAAACCGGGACAGAAUUGCAGAGAUUCUUGCUUAGAGAAUAAAAUGGUAUGUGAAUCAUCAUUCUUUUCACUGAUAAAUACUCACGAAGCUGUCUUUAAUCAUCUCGGUUGCAAUGUGACUCACACAUUGGAAGAAAAAUAUGCAGACUAUGCUCCUGCAAUUGCUGUAUCAGCUGAUAAGCCAAUAGAGCCUGGACACUGCGUCAUUAUUGACAUUAGAAGAUUAUUAGGAUGUCCUGGAUAUUCGAAAAAUUUUAGAAGACUAUGUCCAUGCAGAACUAUUGUUCCUGGUCAAAUAGCAAUAGCAGAAUCUUAAAUUGUUUUAUAAAUUUUUAUUCGAAGAAUUUUAUCACCAAAAAUUUUGUAGUAGCCACACCCGUGGAGUUCAGCCU
Amphimedon queenslandica is the source of this 2269-nucleotide messenger RNA. Its product is annotated as alpha-1,6-mannosylglycoprotein 6-beta-N-acetylglucosaminyltransferase B-like. Gene Ontology annotation, molecular function: alpha-1,6-mannosylglycoprotein 6-beta-N-acetylglucosaminyltransferase activity. Lineage: Eukaryota; Metazoa; Porifera; Demospongiae; Haplosclerida; Niphatidae. Gene Ontology annotation, cellular component: Golgi apparatus. Gene Ontology annotation, biological process: protein N-linked glycosylation. The coding region runs from base 34 to 2193 and encodes 719 amino acids. The record is from RefSeq and is a predicted model, not a curated record. The transcript has 21 exons.